AUGUCGGACAGGCGUGGAAGGCCACCUAUUCACAUUACCCGGCAAACCCUACUGGCGCUAUUAAAGACAGCGUACGUGGGUAUCCAGUGGAGUAUUUCGCCUACGGAUGUGUUGGUAACCUUGGAUGAAGAUGAGCUCGUCUUGGAACGCGUGCUGUGUCCUUUGACACAAAUGCGGAUGCGCUCAAUUGGCGAGGCGGCCGUUAUCGAACCGCGUUAA
This is a messenger RNA of Spodoptera exigua (beet armyworm), 219 nucleotides long. The record is from the annotation of a GenBank genome assembly. NCBI's taxonomy places the organism in Eukaryota, Metazoa, Arthropoda, Insecta, Lepidoptera, Noctuidae.